AUGAAUCAAGCCUCGACCUCGGAUACUAUCAAAUUCCUAUACAGUUACGGAGGCAGAAUUGUUCCCCGAUUGACUAAAGGGCGUGACGGCAUGCUAUGCUACAGUGGUCAUACUAGAAUCUUAUCAGUCAAUCAGUCCAUUUCAUCUUCAGAGUUGAUGGUGAAAUUUGGAGACUUGUGUGGGCAUUUGGUCAAUCUAAAAAUUCCAAUAUGCAAUUAUCAGGCAUUUGCUGUUUCAAGUUUGGGACGAGGACGAGGACGAGGACGAGGCGGCGAUGAACUUUCUUCAUUUCUUGUUCUAUUUACUUAUAUUUUUAUUUCUUAA
Messenger RNA from Fraxinus pennsylvanica, 324 nucleotides. The record is from the annotation of a GenBank genome assembly. NCBI's taxonomy places the organism in Eukaryota, Viridiplantae, Streptophyta, Magnoliopsida, Lamiales, Oleaceae.